AUGAGAUCCCAUCUCGCUACACUCGUUCUGGUCCUGCUGGUCGGCAUAAUCAAGAACGGUGCAUCUGGAACGUCUGUACACGCAAGCAUCGCGCGUCCCAAGGUGACAUUCUCAACUCAAGACAGCUCGGCUCACUUGGAUGAUAUCCACCAUCUGGAAUGUCAGCUGAGCAUUUCCCGUCAGCACGACACACUCAACACUCUUCGAUGCAAAGCGCAAUCCAUCGCAGGAACCUUCGGCAAAGACUUGUACCUGCUAAACAAGAAUACUCUGAAAGCUUGCACUCAAAUCUACAAAGACAUGGUCGAAUCCGAGGCACGCGGUUACCGCGCCAAGCUGGGCGACUGGGCUCCAUAUAUCUUCAACUCACCUGUCGAGCGCUUUGUGUCCGAUGGUGCGGUCUUCCUGAAUGGCUUGAAGCCUUUGAGACAUGACGCACUAGAGCUGGCAAGCUUGAGCCAGCACAACAUCUCAGAAUGUGCAUCGAUGCUGGUCGGAUUUUGUCAAGGAGAGUCUCAGCCGUGUGUGGGCAAUGAUGCCUUCGUGUCCCGCACGCGAUCUUCCUUGGAGCUCAAAGCCUGUGAUCAGAUCGAGCCGCUGAAACAUCUCGAACAGGCAGCAAGGGCGUGGUCAGAGGUGGCAUAUGACAUCGAAGAGAUAAGAAAGGUCUUCAGCUCGACCUGGGGGUUGGUCAAGGACUCGCAGGUGCAGGAGCAGAAAGCGUCCGAAGAGUGGGUGGCUAACGUGGUCGCGAAGUGGAUCGCCAUGCUGGAGGAUCUGGUUGUGCGUACCAGAAAGCACAAAGGUGAUGGCGAGGUUCCGGCAGGUACUCCGACCACCACUGAGGCAUCUAUCACGCUUCCAUUGUUUUACGAACCUUUGCGCCAGGGUGUUUGGCGGCUUUGA
Molecule: messenger RNA, 906 nt
Organism: Aureobasidium namibiae CBS 147.97
Lineage: Eukaryota; Fungi; Ascomycota; Dothideomycetes; Dothideales; Saccotheciaceae
Exons: 1
Coding region: 1-906 (301 amino acids)
Source: RefSeq, a predicted model, not a curated record